AUGGCUCCUGAGCUUCCCGACCCCACCAGCGACCUGCAUUGGUCUGCUUUUAGGGGCGCCAUCCAGGAUAUCUUUUCCGAGAACGCCAAGAAGCACCCCGACAGACUAUGCGUCGUUGAGACGGCUUCUUCUACCUCGCCUAGGAGAGAAUUCACUUAUCGUCAAAUUGAUGAGGCGUCUAACCUCCUCGCCAACCACCUGGUGGCUGCUGGUGUUCAGAGAGGAGAUGUAGUCAUGAGCUACUCUCACCGUGGUGUCGACCUUGUCGUCGCCGUUUUCGGUAUUCUCAAGGCUGGAGCCACAUUUAGCGUCAUCGACCCCUCAUACCCCCCUGACCGCCAAAACAUUUACCUUGAUGUUGCCCGGCCACGAGCCCUUGUUGUCAUUGACAAGGCCACCAAGGAGGCUGGAAAGCUUACUGACAAGGUACGGGCUUUCAUCGCUGAGAACCUCGACCUCAAGACCGAGGUUCCCGCUCUCGAGCUCAGAGCAGAUGGCAGCCUCGUCGGAGGUGAGGUCAACGGCAAGGACAUUUUCGAUGGCUUGGAGAAGGCGAACGGCCCCAACGUCCUCGUCGGCCCCGACUCGAACCCCACCCUCUCCUUCACCUCUGGCAGUGAAGGCAAGCCCAAGGGUGUCCUUGGCAGACACUACUCACUGGCUUACUACUUCGACUGGAUGGCCGAACGCUUCAACUUGAGUGAGAAGGAUAAGUUCACCAUGCUUAGCGGUAUUGCCCACGAUCCCAUCCAGCGUGACAUUUUCACCCCGCUAUUCCUUGGUGCUCAACUGUUGGUUCCCUCCAAGGAGGACAUUCAGCAUGAGAAGCUUGCCGAGUGGAUGAGGGAGCAUGGUGCCACCAUCACCCAUUUAACCCCGGCCAUGGGUAACGUGCUCGUCAGCAACGCCAGUGCCGAAUUCCCCGCUCUUCACCACGCCUUUUUCGUCGGUGACAUUCUCAUCAAGAGAGACUGCAAGGCCCUGCAGAAGCUGGCCAGAAACUGCUACAUUGUCAACAUGUACGGUACAACCGAGACUCAGAGAGCCGUCAGCUACUACGAGCUUCCCAGCGCUAGCGCCGACCCCGAGUUCUUGGAGAGGUUCCCCGACAACGUCAUCCCCGCCGGCAAGGGUAUGAAGGACGUGCAGCUCAUUGUCGUCGACCGUGAGAACCAUGAGCGCGUGUGCGGCGUCGGCGAGGUUGGCGAGAUCUACGUCAGAGCUGCUGGUCUGGCCGAAGGAUACCUGGCCAACGACGAAUUGAACAAGGCCAAGUUCGUCAGCAACUGGUUCGUCAAGGACAACAGGUGGGCAGAGCUUGACCAGAAGGCGUCCCAGAAUGAGCCAUGGAGACAGUUCUACAAGGGACCCAGAGACCGCAUGUACCGCUCCGGUGACUUGGGUAAGUACACCGAGGAUGGCAACGUUGUCUGUGUCGGCCGUGCAGAUGAUCAGGUCAAGAUUCGCGGUUUCCGUAUCGAAUUGGGAGAGAUCGAUAAAUACCUGUCGGAUCACCCCAUGAUUCUUGACAACGUCACGCUUGUCCGCCGCAACAAGGACGAGGAGAGGACUCUGAUCAGCUACAUCGUCCCUGAUAUGCAGAGAUGGGCCGAGUGGCUGGUCCAAAAUAACAAGCAGGACGAUACCUCGGGCGGUGACAGCCUGACGGGUCGUCUCCGCCGAUUCUGGCCUCUUGGUGACGAGAUCCGAAAGUACCUCAAGACCAAGCUGCCCAUCUACGCCAUCCCCGAAAUCAUCAUCCCCCUUGAGAAAUUCCCCCUCAACCCCAACGGCAAGAAGGACAAGCCUGCGCUGCCCUUCCCCGACGCUGCCCAGUUGGCUGAGGCCCGUCCUCACAUUGAGGUCGGCGACCUCAGUGAGACUGAGCGCAAGGUUGCAGGUAUCUGGGGUUCUCUGCUUGCCAACGUUGACGAGCGAAGCCUCGGACAUGAAGACAGCUUCUUCGACAUUGGCGGCCACAGUAUUCUGGCACAGCAGAUGCUUUUCCAGGUCAACCGGACAUGGCCCGGUGUCAACGUCACUAUGGCCGUUGUCUUCCGCAGCCCAUCCCUGAAGGCCUUCUCUGCUGAGAUUGAUGCCAAGAUCUCUGGCACUGAGCCUGCGGGAGCUAACGCUGCACCUGAGGGUGAGGACUACUUCGAGGACGCCAAGAAGCUGCUGUCUACUUUGCCUGAGAAGUUUGCGCCGUUCAAUAAGAAGGCCACUGAGGUCAAGACCGUUUUCCUCACGGGAGCGACUGGUUUCCUCGGUGCUUACAUCCUUAGAGACCUUCUGUCUCGCGAAUCGCCCAGCGUCAGGGUCAUUGCUCACGUCCGCGCUAUUGACGAUGUUGACGCCUACAACAGAGUCGUCAAGAGCUGCCAAGCCUACGGCGUGUGGCAGCCUAGCUGGAAGAACUUCCUGACUGCUGUCCAGGGCAGUCUCGGCAAGCCUCUCCUCGGCCUGUCUCAGGAGCGGUGGAACACCCUCGCCGACGAGGUGGACGUCAUUAUCCACAACGGCGCCCAAGUCCACUGGGUUCUCCCCUACUCCAACCUCAAGCCUGCCAACGUUCAAGGCACGCUCGACGUCCUUUCGCUCUGCGCUACUGGCAAGCCCAAGCAGCUGGCGUUCGUAUCGUCGACCUCCGUUCUCGACCACCCCCACUUCGUCAAGCUCUCUCAGAGCGGCAGCCUCGUCAGCGAGGAGGACGACCUCUCCGGCAGCUCCAAGAACCUUGGCAACGGAUAUGGAUCAACUAAGUGGGUUGCCGAGUACUUGGUCAGGAACGCCGGCAAGCGCGGCCUGACCGGCACCAUUGUCAGACCCGGCUACAUCACCGGCGAGCAAUACUCCGGUACCAGCAACACUGACGACUUCCUGCUGCGCAUGAUCAAGGGCUGCAUCCAGCUCAACGCCCGGCCCAAGAUCGAGAACACCAUCAAUAUGGUGCCCGUAGACCACGUCGCCCGCCUCGUCGUUGCCUCGGCGCUGCACCCGCCCCGCCAGCCCCUGGGCGUUGCUCAAGUCACCAGCCACCCCAGACUCACCUUCAGGACGUACCUGGGCGCGCUGGAGAAGUACGGCUACGACGUGCCGGAGGUGGAGUACAGCCAAUGGAGCAAGGCCCUUCAGGACUACGUCGCCGAGGGCAAGGAGCAUGCUUUGAUGGGCCUAUACCACCUUGCUACUACCGAUCUCCCUGGCGACUCCAUCGCCCCCGAGCUUGACGAUGUUAAUGCCGCCGCCGCCCUCCGCUCCGAUGCCGAGCUGACGGGCCAGGAUCUGUCUGCAGGUGGCGCCGUCAAGGAUGAGACUAUCGGACGGUACCUGAGCUACCUCAUCGCCAUCGGUUUCCUCGAGGCGCCGCCCAAGGCCGGAGAGCUCGCCAUCCCUGCGGCUGACAUCAGCCCUGAGCAGAAGGAGGCUCUCCUAAGAGUCGGAGGUCGUGGCGCUUUGGUUUAA
Messenger RNA from Colletotrichum truncatum, 3465 nucleotides. Its product is annotated as putative L-aminoadipate-semialdehyde dehydrogenase. Gene Ontology annotation, molecular function: L-aminoadipate-semialdehyde dehydrogenase [NAD(P)+] activity. The record is from RefSeq and is a predicted model, not a curated record. Gene Ontology annotation, biological process: L-lysine biosynthetic process. NCBI's taxonomy places the organism in Eukaryota, Fungi, Ascomycota, Sordariomycetes, Glomerellales, Glomerellaceae.